Molecule: messenger RNA, 2695 nt
Organism: Ornithorhynchus anatinus (platypus)
Lineage: Eukaryota; Metazoa; Chordata; Mammalia; Monotremata; Ornithorhynchidae
Product: vomeronasal type-2 receptor 116-like
Exons: 5
Coding region: 1-2160 (719 amino acids)
Biological process (GO): G protein-coupled receptor signaling pathway
Cellular component (GO): membrane
Molecular function (GO): G protein-coupled receptor activity
Source: RefSeq, a predicted model, not a curated record
AUGGAUUUGCUACAUUCUCACACCUCCCACUUAGUUCUCUUGUUCUCUACCCAGAUCACCUAUGGCCCAUUUGACCCAAUUCUGCAUGACAAGGUACAGUUUCCAUCUCUCUAUCAGGUGGCCCCCAGGUUCUCCUCUCUGCCCUGGGGGAUGGUCCGGUUAAUGGUGCAUUUCGGCUGGACCUGGGUGGGGUUGGUGGUAUCAGAUGAUAUGAAAGGAGAGAGAUUCCCUUUGCAUCUGACCAGGGAGAUGGCCAGGAACAGUGUCUGUUCAGCUUUUACCAAGAAGAUGCCUAGUGGAAAGUUCAACCUUUAUAUAGCCCAGGGAAUCUACUCCAGUGUCACGGCUACAUCAGCUGCAGUGAUGGCUGCCUAUGGGGAUGCAGAGUCCCUGAACCUUCUGAGAUUUGUGAUACAGAGUUUUGGACUGUCCAAGAUGGUUUUGAUCACCACCUUUCACUGGGACUUCACUUUGAGCAUGACCUAUGAAACAAAUAGCUAUUAUUUUCAUGGGACUUUGACUCUGGCGAACCAUGCUAAAGACGUUCCUGGUUUCAGGGAUUUUUUGCAGACACUUAAACCAGCAAAAUAUCCAGAAGUCAUUAUCUUGAAGGAAUUCUGGGAAUCUGCCUUUGCCUGUUCCUUAUCACUGCCUGAAAAGAGUGGAAUAAAAUGCUCAGAAAAUGCUUCCUUGGAGAUGCUGCCUGUGCACCGUUUUUCUCUGACAAUGUCUGCCCUGAGUUACAGUGUGUACAACGCUGUGUAUGCCGUGGCCCAUGGGCUCCAGGACUUGCUCCUAUCCAACUCAAACCUGGAAUCUCUGGAAAAUGGGCACUCCCUGGUGCCUCGUCCUUGGCAGGACUGGGUUCAGAGACUGAAACCUAGAAGUCCAUACACUGAAAUAAAAUUGCAGCUCCAUGAGUUUCUGAGCAAAGUCCAGUUUGACAACCCUGUGGGGGAACCAGUGUUUCUGGAUGAGAACCACAGGUCUACUGCAAGAUUUGAGAUUCUGAACUUUGUGAUGUCUCCCAGUGGAACUUGUGAGUUGGUGAAAGUCGGGGAGAUGGACCCCCAGGCCCCCCCUGACCAAGAUGUUUUCAUCAAUGAAGCAAUAAUCAUGUGGCCCGGGGGAUCCUCUCAGGCUCCACGUUCACGGUGCAGCAGGAGCUGUGGACCCAGAUUCAGAAAACGCGCCCAGCAAGGGGAGGCCAUCUGCUGCUAUUUUUGUGUCCGGUGCCCAGAGGGGGAGAUUUCCAACCAGACAGAUGCAGAGCAGUGUGUGAAGUGUGGUGAAGAUCAGUAUUCAAACAUGGAGAGAGAUGGCUGCCUCCACAAAGUGGUGACUUUCCUGUCCCACAAGGAACCUUUGGGACUGAUCCUGGUCUGCACAUCUCUCUCCUUCUCUCUCCUCACAGCCCUGGUUUUCGGGAUCUUCAUUAAGCACCGAGAUACCCCCAUAGUCCGAGCCAAUAACCGCAAUCUCAGCUACACCCUCCUCCUCUCCCUCAUGCUCUGCUUUCUCUGUGCUCUGACCUUCAUCGGCCAACCCACUCCGGCCUCCUGCCUCCUUCGACAAAUGGCCUUUGGGGUCGUGUUCACCGUCGCUGUCUCCUCCAUCUUGGCCAAAACCUUGACCGUGGUUCUGGCCUUCAGGGCCACGAGCUUGGGGAGCAGGGUCAGGAGGUGGGUGGGGCCCAGAGCCUCAACCUCAACAGUCCUGUCCUGUUCCCUGGUCCAAGUGACCAUCUGCAUGAUCUGGUUGGGCACUGCUCCCCCCUUCCUGGAGGUGGAUGUGCACUCUGAGCCCAGACUCAUCAUUGUUGAGUGUAACGAGGGCUCCGUGACUGCCUUCUACUGCCUUCUGGGCUACCUGGGCGUUCUGGCUCUGGUGAGCUUCACUGUGGCUUUCCUGGCCAGGAGGCUGCCCGACAGCUUCAACGAGGCCAAGUUCAUCACGUUUGGCAUGCUGGUGUUCUGCAGUGUCUGGGCCUCCUUCCUCCCCGCAUACCAGAGCACCAAGGGGAAAGCCACGGUGGCCAUGGAGAUCUUCUCCAUCUUGGCCUCUGGUGCCGGACUUCUCAGCUGCAUCUUCAUCCCCAAGUGCUACGUGAUCCUGCUGCGGCCUGACAGGAACACCCGGGAGUGGUUGAAGAGGAAAUGAACCCCGGUACCUCAGUUCAAGGCUGUUGUUUUUAACAUCCAACAUUUUUCUCAACCUCGAUUUUAUUACAGUGGCAGGACAAAAGGAGAGGGAAAUCCUGUCGGGGACAUCCAGGAGGGAUUUCGUGGCCAACCUGAAUCACAAGUCAGGACUGGAUGCUCCAUUGAUCACUGGGGAGUUUGUUCCCUGACCUUCUGGGCUCUUCCCUCCCCCAGGCUGAAUUCCUACAGAGAUGACUGACAUCACCUGCCUGGUUGUCCUGGAGACCACUCCAGAUUGGGACCAAAUGAUCCCAAGUGCAGUGGAAAGGCUGCUCUGGACACACAACUCCAAGGGUUUUGGACAACUGUCCUUGCACACCAGGUUCUGGUGGAUAUGGUGGAAAAAAUCACAGAAGCUCCUGGACUGCCAGAUGUUUGGAGCCAGGGGGUGUGUGGGUCGGAUGGCGGGGAAGACACUCCCUAACUCCCUUCUGUUGGAAAUGCUAUCCAACCUUGGCUUCACUGAUUCUGUCCUCUCCUGGUUCUCCUCUUAU